AUGUGUGGCGUCAGCACCAUCUACAAGUGGAUUGCAGAGCGGGCAGCAAUCGAGCAACAUGUGAAACACGGCUUUGGGGUCAAAGUUCGUGUUGUGGUGAAGAGUUAUGCUCGGAAGCAGAAGGUUGUCUGCGCGACACCUUCAAGGUAUGCCCUCCGCGCCCCCCGCAAGCCCAUCGACGAGGUUCGUCGCGUCCUGGAGUGGCUUGCUGGAAGUCCAUCCGGAUCGGUGUCCUUGAAAGAGCUUGUGAAUCAGUUCUCCAUCGUACCUCAAUUUCCAGACAAGAGCAUUCAAGCACAGGUCGCGUUUGUUCGUCGCAUGGUGCGUGCGCAUGCCCUGCAUGGUCAUGUGUCCUUCAAGAUCAAGCGCCACACAGGAAAUCCCACGAACAGUGGCUCCAGCCCACCCGUCGACCCCCAGGAACAAUCACGAUACGAGAUGCCAUCGCUGUCCCUUGCCCCCCCGAUGCAUCAAGCCCCAGCUAGGCCCUUGGCGCCCAGCGACGACAACGACGACAACCUCAGUGACAUCGGUGUUGAUUCUGUUGAUCUCCUCGACGUCCUACUUCAAGACUACGACUGCAUGUCGGAUAGUGAGCUCAGCGAGGCAUAUGCCGUGCCGAAGUGUGCAUCUGAAGUGGACCGCCUCAACAAUCUGUUUCACACGAAUGGCGAGGAAAGCUUCGAAGUCGUCUUCAUCAAGGUUGCGCAGCUGUGCCAAGGUGACCCGCUUGGCGUUGAAUGGAGUCUUGCGGAGCCAAAGACCCGCGUGGUGACGCUCCAAGACGACGCUGAGUUCGAAGGGCUUGAUGGGGCCAAGCGACCGAAACUCAACGGCCCAGGCACGUACCCGUGA
This is a messenger RNA of Aphanomyces astaci, 855 nucleotides long. RefSeq lists its product as hypothetical. The transcript has 5 exons. The record is from RefSeq and is a predicted model, not a curated record. Lineage: Eukaryota; Oomycota; Saprolegniomycetes; Saprolegniales; Verrucalvaceae. Bases 1 to 855 code for a protein of 284 amino acids.